AAAAACAUCUUGGAAAUGUGUGUACUCCCUGUUAUCUCUUAUCGGACAAAUGUUCAUGGCAGUGCUCUGCAUCAACAAGCUGGCGAGAUCCAAUGUAACCCUCAAUGGAACUUCUCCAGUAAUAUUCUACGUGACGACUUGCGUGACGAUGCUGAUGUUCUUCCAAGUGGCCCGACGCUGGCCGCAGCUGGUGCAGCAUAUCGCCAAGGCUGAGGAUAUGGAUCCCAACUUUGAUUGCGGUCUGGCCAAGAAGUGCAAUAUUACCUGUGCUGUGGUACUUAUUUUGGCCUUGUUGGAACACAUUCUGUCUUUGCUAUCAGCAUUUGCUGGAGCUGCUGCCUGCUACGGUAACAUGGAUAGCUACCAGGGAUUCGUCACACAUUUCUACCCCUGGGUAUUCAACUAUCUACCUUAUUCCCUAGUCUUAGGAAUCAUUACUCAGUUUCUCCAUUUUCAAUCAACAUUUAUUUGGAACUUCUCCGAUUUGUUCGUCAUCUGCAUGAGUUACUACUUGACUUCGAGGCUGGAACAGGUCAAUAAGAAACUGCUGGCUGCUCAAGGAAAGUAUCUACCCGAAGUCUUCUGGAGGGCAACUCGAGAAGACUACUGCAGAGCGACGCAGAUAGUUCGGAAGGUGGAUGACGUCAUCAGCGGCGUGGUCUUUAUAUCCUUCGCCAACAACCUCUUCUUCAUCUGUCUGCAGUUAUUCAAUACUUUGGAGGAUGGCUUGAAAGGGACAGGAGAAUGCAGCAAUAAAGGGAAGAAGAUCGUAGUAUCCAAGAAUGGUCCUCUGGGCGGGCAUGAGGCAGCGACAUAUUUCCUCUUUUCCCUGGUAUACCUCCUCUCCCGGUCUGUGGCAGUGUCUCUGAUAGCGUCACAAGUGAACAGCGCGUCUGCUGUACCGGCGCCCGUGCUGUAUGAUGUGCCUUCUCCUGUGUAUUGUGUUGAGGUACAAAGAUUCUUGGAUCAGGUGAACGGUGACAAAGUAGCACUGAGUGGUCUGCAGUUCUUCUCCGUAACUAAAGGAUUACUUUUAACCGUGGCCGGUACCAUAGUGACGUAUGAACUAGUGAUGUUCCAGUUCAACUCCUCUACUCCGACGCUGAACAUCACUGCUCCAACUGUUCUGACACCUUCUACUCUUUCUCUUACUACACUCUCUUCUUGAAAAUCUGGCUUUUAUUUAUUAUCUUUCCACAUUUUUUUACGGUAAAUGAGCAGACGAUCACCUGAUGGUAAGCAAUCGCUGCCGUCCAUGGAUAUUCGAAAUACCAAAAGCGUUACAAGUGCGUUUCCGGAUUUUUUGGGGUUACGAAUUUAAGGGUUGUUGGGGAAUCGGGGAUUGGGAAGAUUGUGAAGGAGGUAAU
Molecule: messenger RNA, 1367 nt
Organism: Spodoptera frugiperda (fall armyworm)
Lineage: Eukaryota; Metazoa; Arthropoda; Insecta; Lepidoptera; Noctuidae
Product: gustatory receptor for sugar taste 64f-like
Exons: 9
Coding region: 50-1168 (372 amino acids)
Biological process (GO): sensory perception of chemical stimulus; detection of chemical stimulus involved in sensory perception of taste
Cellular component (GO): membrane
Molecular function (GO): taste receptor activity
Source: RefSeq, a predicted model, not a curated record